CCUCCUUCCCUCCUCCCCCCCCCCGCCUCUGGCUCCCAGCAGAGGCUGCAGCCCCCCGCAGCCGCUGUCCACACGAAACUGGGUCCUGAAAGCUGCUUUGGCCGAGAAGCGCGCUUCUCCGCUGAGGGAGAGCGAGCGAGGGAGCCGCAGGACUGCGACGGCCAGCCGAGGAGGAGGAGAGCGAGCGAGCCCGGCGCUCCUGAGGAGAGAUUUCCUGAGGCGCCUGGAGCUUGAGCGCCCAGGUGUGUGUGCGUGAGGGAGAGAGAGAGCGCGAGUGCGCGCGCGCGGAGUGGGUGGGUGAGGGGACCCUCCCGCGAGAGCUGGCCAGGUGGAGACACACGCGCGCACACACGCGCGCCAGCAGCACACAGGCGCGCAACUAGAGCCGGCUCCCUUCGCGAGAGAGAGAGAGAGGGAAGCUCCCUCCGCAGCCUGAGGCGGGAGAGCGCACGCGCGCGCUUGGCCAUGGGAGAGCCGCGACGCCGGGCGCCCGAGGAGCGCGGCAAACUUGAAGCGCGCGCGGAAGUGGGCGCGUGAGGUGGCCAAGCGCGCCGCGAGCAAAACGCCGCCUCCCUCGCUCCCUCCCGCCUUCUCUCUCUCGCUCCCUCUCCUCGUCGCGCGGCGGGGAUGCCGCUGGCAGGCUCCAGCCGCCGCCGCCACCACCGCCGCCGCUUUCUCCUCACCUCCUCUGGCGCCUCUCCAAGCCCAACUUCCCGCCAACUUCGCGGGCUCUGAGGGCGCCCGGCGGAAGGAGGUCGUCGCUCGCGCCUGCCCGGAGAAGGGGAGAACGGACUUCUUUCCUCCGCCGCUCGACGCCGCGCGGUUCUCCUCAGGACUUGGGACGCCCGCCCAGCGAGACACGCCGCCGAGGGAGACACCUGUCCGUAGCCUUCGCGCCCUCUCUGCGAAAGAAGCCGUCGCCUCAGAGCCGUCGCCGGAGCGGAGACCUCCAGCUUGGCUUGCCGGCUGAGGAGACGGAGGAGGAGGAGGAGGACGACGACGACGGAGGGGGACCCGCUCGCCUCAGACAAAAGACUGACCCGGGGCACUUCCCGCCCCCUGAGGUAGCCCUUGCCUUCGUCGCGGUGGCGAAAAAGAAAGGAGAUGCCCGUUGAAAAGUAGCCCCCGUGGAUCUUGGCAGCUGACCCGUCCCUGCCCGCUUCUCUGCCUCUACCUUGGACCACCUCGGACUUGAAGAAGCGCUGCCUGUGUGGAGACUCCCCCCCCCCAGCUCCUCUUCAUCUUCAUUUCCCCCCUUUCUUUUUUUCUUCUUCUUCUGAAGCACCGGACGGGAUUGAUGGCUUUUUCCUCCUGGAGGUGGGAGAAAUAAGGCUUCCUCCUCCUCCUCCUCCGCCGCCGCCGCCCAAGCCCGAGCCUCGUCGGAGCCCGGAGGCGGCCGAGCCUGGCCAGGGGGGCGCGGGGGGCGGGGAGGGGGGAAGGGCGACUCCGUCGAGCCCCCCCCAAGCCCCUUCCGCUGCAGAGGAAUAACUUCCGCGAGGAUUGCCGUGCUUCUUGGGCUCGGGGCUCCGAGGGGGAGCUUCUUGCCUUUGGGAAGUCGCGCGGUGGGUUUUUGUUUCCGAUUUGCAUCCGAACGACAUCGCUGCCAGCCACCCUCUGCUUGACCUUUCCACUCGAAAAAACAAACAAACUAACCCCCCUUGCCCCAGACAAAACAAAACAAAAAGCGAUCCCAGGGAGUUUAGCUUAAGGUGAUCCGAAAGCAAAACCAAACAAAAGCCUCGAGCUCCGUGGAUCGGCUGCCCAGAUGGAAAUACACUGUAAGCACGACCCGUUUGCAGCGAUGCAUAGACAUGGAGGAGUGAAUCAGUUAGGGGGUGUUUUUGUGAAUGGUCGACCACUCCCUGACGUAGUCCGCCAAAGGAUUGUGGAACUUGCCCAUCAAGGUGUCAGACCCUGCGACAUUUCCAGGCAACUACGGGUCAGCCAUGGCUGUGUCAGCAAAAUUCUUGGCAGGUACUAUGAGACUGGAAGCAUUAAGCCUGGAGUUAUUGGGGGGUCAAAACCAAAGGUCGCCACACCCAAAGUAGUAGAAAAGAUUGCAGAAUAUAAACGCCAAAACCCCACCAUGUUUGCCUGGGAGAUCAGGGACAGGCUUUUAGCAGAGCGAGUAUGUGACAACGACACAGUACCCAGCGUUAGCUCAAUUAACAGCCAUUUGUCUAUAUGCAGGAUUAUACGGACAAAGGUACAGCAACCACCCAACCAGCAAGUCCCAGCCUCCAGUCACAGCAUAGCUUCCACGGGUUCCGUGACACAAGUGUCCUCAGUAAGCACAGACUCAGCAGGCUCCUCCUACUCCAUUAGUGGAAUUCUGGGAAUUACCUCUCCCAGUGCUGAAAGCAACAAACGUAAAAGAGAUGAAGGCAUUCAGGAGUCUCCAGUACCAAAUGGCCAUUCUCUUCCGGGUAGAGACUUCCUCCGGAAACAAAUGCGGGGAGAUCUUUUCACCCAGCAGCAGCUAGAAGUGUUGGAUCGAGUCUUUGAAAGACAGCAUUAUUCUGAUAUCUUCACAACAACUGAACCCAUCAAACCAGAGCAGUGGUGCUCCAUGCUGAUGAGACAAUACUUGGUGCAACCCCAGGCAGUCAUUUUUCAGUCAACAGAAUACUCAGCCAUGGCAUCACUAACUGGUGGAUUAGAUGAUAUGAAGGCUAAUUUAACAAGCCCUACUUCAGCAGAUAUAGGAGCCAGUGUUCCAGGUCCACAAUCAUAUCCUAUUGUGACAGGUCGUGAUUUGGCAAGCACAACCCUCCCUGGAUACCCUCCGCACGUCCCCCCUGCUGGACAGGGCAGCUACUCUGCUCCAACGCUGACAGGGAUGGUGCCUGGGAGUGAGUUUUCUGGAAGUCCAUAUAGCCAUCCACAGUAUUCCACAUACAAUGAUUCCUGGAGAUUUCCCAAUCCUGGACUGCUAGGCUCUCCUUACUAUUACAGUGCUGCGGCCCGAGGAGCAGCACCUCCAGCAGCCGCUGCGGCUUAUGACCGCCACUGACACAUGGAACCAAGAAGCACUUAUUAAACACAUUAUGCCGGAUGACACAACUGGAACCACCUAGCAUGCAACUGCAGAAAUCGGACUACAAGGAUGGAUAAGAGAAAUUACCCCGCAUGAACCCAUGCAACAAUUGGAAUGUUAUUCUUUCAGCUAGGUGAACCACUUAUUACUGCUUUUAAACAUUGAAAUUCUAGUGACCUUAACUGAAUCUCCCAUAAAAAAACCAGAGCAAACAAAGAAUCAGUUUCGCUGACAUUCCCUGUGGUUUGCAAGAUGCAGUAGCCAUGUGAUACGCACAGUCUUCUUGCUUCUGGACUAACUAGCUGGUUCUCUGGUUCUCCUGACCAUGUCAGGGGAACCAAAGCAGUUCUAAAUGUUGAGCAGUCCUCCACUGAAUGUCUCUCUUUAAUGUGCGUUGUAACAGGAUGCGUGAUUCAACAGGGACUGUAUGGGCUGAAGUUUAUUCUAGGGAGAGGGCAUUAAGGGGGAAAAAAUGGUCUGCUCAAAUGACAAAGCACCAAUGUAAAUAACUUACUUCUUUGUGUUACUAUGGAGUGGUAUAGCAUAAACAGCAACAAGGGACAAAUGAGGAGUUUAAAAUACAGUGGGAAAAUGUGUUUUGAUACUGGUGCACUGACUCCAAGAAUUCAGUAAGCUUUAAACCAACUUUGAACCAGGUUAACAUUCAUUGUGGCUAUUUCUGGGGCUGCUGUUCUUUCUUGAUACAUAAUUCAAAUCUGAUGGUCAUGUGGGCAUAUAUGCACCAUAUGUUGGCAUUGAACAUGUGAGCAAAUGACAGACAUGGGCAAUCAGUGACAUUUUCACUGCUGAAUAUUAAUUUAUGCUUAUUUGCAGUCACUAUUAGCAAAGUUACACACACACUGGCUGUAGCUUUAGCUAAAUGUUACAGAAGAGGUUCCAUGUAACGAAAGCCUUAUGUAUAUUGCAAUUGCAGAAAUUUAAGGUGGUACUUUUUCCAAACUGCUUAAACAGUGGUAACUGGGAGCCACUAUGAAAGCUACACUAAAGUUCCCUUCACAUUAAUAAAGGGGCAGUGGUCCAAGGUUGCUCAGCUCCCUGACCCAAAUGUCUAGGUGUUGAGUUGGGAUGGAAGGAUCUGUUAGUUUGGGUUUUCUCAAUUUCUCCAAUAUUAAAUUUAGUCCUCCACAUUUUGCAGCAAUUUUCCCCCCUCAAAAAAAACCCCAAACUUGUAAAAAUUCAUUAUUUUACUGUGGAUUUCAUAUUUUUAUAUGCAGUUUUGACUAAUACACAGUUUGCAAGCAAUUUUCUGUAUAUUAUUGUCACUAAUAGAUUCAUUUUUAUUCACACGUCCCUCUAAAAUGCACUUUUGUAAACGCUGAUUGAAGAACUACACCACAAAAUUCAGAUUAGUGCAAAUUUCUAAGAAUAGCUAUGUUUUGGUUUACCUAUUGUUUCGGAAACAGCAAAUUUGAUAGGUUCAGCUGUAAAUGCACAAUAAAUCAAAUUUCCUCCUGUGUGUAAACAUCUUAAGGUAACUAGAACUCAUGGAGGUUACAGACCUCUACUGGAGCCCCUUUUACAUUAAUUAAUUAAUCAUUUUAUUGUAUGCCACCUUUCCAUAGUUAAAACCAUGCUCAAGGCGGCUUACAUGAAAAAGUACACAAUUACAAACAUAACAAAAGUAGCCAUAAACAAUAAAUAAAAUAAAUCAAAAAGUAAACAACCAAAUUGAACAUUUUCCACAUACCUGUAAAAAGAUAUAAAAAUAAAGAUUAAAAAAUUAAUAUCAACAACAACCCCUCUCUCAACAAAACCCUAGUGCAAGUCUGUUCCUCUCGCCUGGCCCCUCUGCACUCUGGAUCUGCUUAUUUCUUAAGAACUUAGAAAACUACCUUCCAUCACCAUCAGGCCACUGGUUCCUUUUGCUCACUACUGUAUACACUGGCAGCAGUCUUCCGGGGAGCCUUUGUAUAUCCACCCUGGAAAUGUGACAUAUUUACCUCAAGAACUUAGGACCAUUUGCACAUGUGCUCUUCUACUGAGCUAUGCUCCUUCCUCAAACACUCUUACAAAAUUUCUAAAGCUUGAUAAAAAUAGUUAUGAUCUCUGAUAGGGAAGAAGGACUGGUUAAGCCUCUUAAUCACUUAGGUUUACUGCUUUUGACUGCUGCAAGUUCUACCACUGUGCACAAAUCGAAUGUUGUGGCAGUGUUGGCUGUUCUUAGCAACUGUGCUUGACAUGUGCACCAUUAUCCUUUUCUACAGAAAACUGCACAACUUAAGGGGCAGAGCCAAUAUUGUGACCAUACUACUGAUCCUUUAAUCAUUUGAAUCUCUUCAUGAGUAUAACACAUUGUGACACCCCCAGGGUCCAUCACAAGGUUUCUCCCCAGGUUAUCAUUAAAGGUCAGUCCCUCGGCUACUCCACUUAGUCCUGACCUCUCUCAAACAUAUCGGUUACCAUGACCUACCGACUUAGACAGCAGAAGGACUCUUCUCCAUCACCCAAGGCACGAUAGGCAGCGGGCAAGAGGCAUAGUUUAUGUUAGAAUCUACCCAGACCAGAAUUCAUCCUUUCAAGUUCUGAAGCUUGAACUUUUAUUUAAUUGAGGAACCCAUCCCAAGUAGUGCAGGCAAGUAACAUCUACACAGUUGUAAUUCUAAUGUCCUGCCUAAGUGUGUCUGCUCUAGAGUCUCUACAACUAUCCUCUCUCUCUUAUAAAUGUAUUUCAUUGUAUCCUUCCUCUCACUGUCUGUCUCAUCUUCCUCUAAUCCACCAAUUGACCUUCCCAUCUGGCACUCCUUCCCUCUCUUAGCAUUCCACUCCCCUUACUGUCAACCAGACUCCCUUUCGGACUUCGGUUACACGUGUGAAUGAGGUUUACAGCAUUCUGCUUUCUAAAACUAGGCUGUGACGGAAGUCAUGUCAUUAGGGGAUGCCUAAAUUGCUCACAUUUCUCAAGGCACCUUGGAAACAACACAGCAUACAGUGAAAAAAUAAAAUCAUCUGAAGCUGCCAUAAUUUCACUAGGAAGGCAUUUACACCAUGAAGUGUGUAGAUUCUCAUCUUCAACACUGCCCCCCAAAGGAACUAAUAGUUCUUUGACAUUUUAUUUAAUGUUCCUUGCAUCCCAAUCCAUACAGAAUGAAGUUUACAAAUGGUGGAAAAGAUGGGCAUCAAUCAACUGUGGUGCCAUAAAAUUCCCUCAACUCAAAAAACAGUCAUUUUAUUCCUCUUUAAAAAAUAAAUAAAUAUGACCCAGUGAUGGCCCGUCUAAAGAAAGGAAAAUUACAAGGGAAGAAAUAGCUCCUUUUUCACAGAAGCCAAUGGAAUAAAUGUUGAAUGGUGUUAGUGAAUGUUUCAUGUGGCUGGCUGACGUGUGUUGUUUCUGUACAAAUAUUUCAAUUUCUUUGUUUUGUUUUUGCAUCAGUUAGGCAAUCUUAUAUCCGCUUCCCUGGGAGAAAGCCCUAUUCAAUACAAUGGGAUCUCCUUCUGUUUGAGUAGACCUGUAAGUGAUGCUCAGCACCACAUGCUUUUGCACUGCUUCUCAGGCAAUCCAUCACUUUCAAGAACAGCAGCUCCGAGUCCUGUUUUAAGAUGAAAUGUGAUGUCUGACUGGAUUCCUGGGGCCUUGCUGACUAUCUAAAAUGUGUCGGGGGGAGAACUUCACAGGGAGUUAAGUUCUUAGCCCUUCCCACACCCACUAGGUUUUUCCUGAUUUGCCCUCCUUCUGCCACCUUUCCCCAGUCAAAGUUCCAGGUGUUAGCUGUGGCUAUGAGAAAUAUUAUUAUUGGAGAGAAGUGCAGUAGAGAGAUAAUGGAUGAACGAUUAAGCAUCCCCCUCACCCACCUGCUGUGCUCUUCUUCAAAUCAGACCCUCCCACUACUGCUCUUUACAUGUUUGCCAGACCGGUUUCUCCACUGAAACUCUGUCCCUUAGCCUGUAAAAUUGCAACUCCCUUUUGCAUCUUUCGCUUCAAAUAAGCUAUUGAAGAAAAACUUCAUUUUCUGUUGAUCAUAUCAGAAUUUCUUAUUUCAACAUUUUGAUGUAAAAAAUGCUACUUGGUAAUACAAACUAAAUAUACAGUACACAGAUAACCAGUAGAUUAACUUCAGGCCCUCCAGGAGUUCACAAGAACGGUGCAGAACUGUGAGAUGGAUGAGAUUUUGUGUAAUGCCUUCUAGUCCCAAAGAGGACCUCUGGGAUAUGUUCCAGAGGUAGGCAUGCCAACAAAAGCCAUAUCUCAUGCAUUUCCCAUAUUCUAUUUGCUGUCUAAUAAGAUGCAUGUAUAAAACUUUCAUCGUCCAAUUCCUUAUUUCCAUUAUAGAUUGCUAUUGGUCCCUGUUUUAGAACUAUAAUAUAUGAAAGGGAAUAUAUUUACAGUAACAAAAUUAAAGAGGCCUUAGUAUAAAAAGCACACACAUUUUAAUAAAAGUCUAACUGCAUAAUACUAGUGACAUUUUCAGUAUCAAAAGCCUGCAUGGAAAUUAUGCUCAUUGCUAGCUGGAAUGAAAAUUGAUUUACAAACCUACGUGUGACCAUUCAGUUUCAUAGCUCAAGAGAAACACAUUUUGGCUUAACUUUCAAUGUGUUUCGAUGAAAGCAAGGAGAGGGUUGAAAAUAAGAGUUUCAUCUGUAACUGAAGGGGAAAUUAUUUUUCCUGAUUUCUAAGAAUAUUUCAAAAAAUUAAGAAGUGGUACAUCAAAUGUUAGCUUUUACUACCAGAAACAACUGGGUGCUAUUUUAAAAGUCAAUGUUUCUCCAUACUUCAUAUUUGUUGGCACCAUUGUAAGCCUUUAUUUGUGAAAAAUUAUAGUAUUUUUUAUCUGGGGGUAAAUUCAGGAACAAAACACAGUUCAGUUGAACUGGGCAGUCAGUAUAUAAGCUUAAAAAGUUCUCUUAACCUGUGCUUUAAAAAAAAGAUAAAAUGGAGGGGAGGGGGAGUGUGAACAGGUAAUCUGGAAUUUUAGCACAUGAAGAACUCUAGCCAACUACUCUUUAUUUCUAGUUAAAUUGAACAAUUCAAACUGUAUGACCAGAGGAGUUAUACAAAAUUUGGUUUAUCUUUAUACCAAGUAUGCUGCAAUAAGCUUUAAGAAAUUGCUUUUCUAGACACAGUUCAUUGCGACCUUCUGUAUGAAUGAGACUGCAAUCCUACACCCACUUCCCAGGGAGCAAGGGCCAUUGAACCUAAUGAGACCUACUUCUGAGCUGGGGCUUGCUCCCUACUGUGGGUGCCCAGGGCCAUGGGUGCCAUGCAGCUUGGCCCUGGUGCUGAAAUUUGUGGGUGCCCACCCCCUUCAUGGGGAAUUUUGUGGGUGCUCAGGCACCCAGGGAGCUGGCACCUAUGCUUCUGAGUAGGCAUGUAGAGGAUUGCAUUGUGAAACUUACACAAAUUCCAGGUAGGCUGUGGCCACAAUUUUGGAGGGUUGUGGGUGCCCUUCGACUAUGUACAGAGGGGUCAAAGCAAGGCUCAGAUUGCUGCAAACUCUUGCUUCCCACCUGCACCUUUGGUCUUACUGAAAUAAAAAACUGACCAAGCAGUCCCCUUUGUGCCAGUCUUCUGUGUGUAGGUAGAUUUGAUUCUCCAUGGCAUUCUCAGCGGACACAAACAAUGUACAGUCUGCAAAUGUGAAAAACAACACUAUGAUAUUUACAGGAAAGGCAGGAAUUUUAACAUGGGGUGGAAUGGCCUAGUUCUGCUGGCUUCACACUAAAAAAAACCAUCCAUUAGAUCUUAUCCACAUUUUCCAUUUGCCCUGCUCUUAGUCUGCGCUUUAAUGCUGUGUGACUGAGAUGCUUUCCCUGCAAAAACCCUGCUCUUUAAAGCAGAAUCUGAGCAAAUGGCAAUUUAAACCUCUGAUUCAACUUUGAAGAGCAGGUGUUCCUAGGAAAGGUGUUAGAACAAAAAAGGGGGGUGCUUUAACCAAUUUCUAGCCCAAAUUGGUUACUUUGAAACUAUGGUUUAACAGUGAAGGCAAUGUUCUUGCAACAGGCUCUCACGUCCGCUUUUUAGUGCCAUACUAAAUAGUUAAGGUGUCCAUAACUCACAAAGACAGCCACUCCUCAAGAUAGCAAACCAAGAACCUUUUCUUCCUCUACCACAAAUGUGUGGCUUCUGAGGGUCAGCUGAGGUAAGCUUUUAUUCUUCCUAGGUGCAGGCAGCCAAACACACCCUCACUUAUUCUGUGUGGCAAUGUUAAAAGGCUUUUGACUUGCUGAGUAUUUGAUGUUGCCAUACAUACUUUGCGCGUUGAUGGGGCAAAGCAGGAUAAGGAGCAUUCAAGCAUUAUCUGAUUUGGCAUGGUGCCCCAACACAACCAGGAGCUUUUCAACAGCUUGCGGUAGAUUAGGAAGACCUUUAUAUAUGCAGCCUUUGAAAAUUCCACACUACUGGUUCUGCUGUCACCUAUUGUCUAGGUUCUAGUCCCUCACAAGUACAGGAGCAGAGCUUAUGAGAAAAUCAGGGUGAACACGCUGGAGGGAAUAUUCAGCAAGAGCAGCCUGCAGCUCCGUUCCCAUUCAGAGAUGCAUUGUACACUGCAAUUUGUAAGGUUACCAUUGAUAUACAUGUACUUGGGGAACGAAUAUGCACCUCCACCCUUAAUUCUAAGUCUACAAUGUCCACUGGGCUUUAUGAAAAAACAAUUAUUCAUUACAUCCCCACAACACAUAUUUAAAUGAUACUGAUUUUUUUUAAAAAAACUUGUCAUCAUGCCCAUGCAACAUUCAUUUUAUGUUUCCUCACAGCCAGUUUAGACAAUCAUAUUUAUUAAUAUAUGAUAAAAUCAGCAAUGUAAGAUAACACAAUGAGGACAGAUGAACCACCACAUUUACAGCUCGUUCAACCCUUUGCCUCUCUUGCAACAUAGCAGGACAACAAAUAAGCAUUCAUUUGCAUAUAUAUUUGACAGAUUCCUAGGAUCUAACCUUUUUCAGAUAUUAAGACUUGCAGGGAGCAGAUGUACGUGUAUGCAUAAGAGCCAACUCCUAAGGGCCAUGCGGACUUCAGCUCCCACAAUAAAAUAAUUUGUGGUUGAGGCAUACAUUCAUUGCCCCAACCAUGUACACAAAAUUCCCAAGUAAACAAGCGUGUGGACCAGCCCACAACAGUCUAUUAUUCUGUCAAUAGAAGCAAGUUUAUUGAGGGGAAAAUAUUAUCAGUUGCUAACUAUCAGGUCAACAGGUACUCUUGAGAUCCAAUUCAAGCUUUACCUUUCCAGUUUGAAAGUUGUCUCAGCAUGGUCUGUUCCCCCACAGUUCUAUUAUGUGUGAAACACUAUGGGACAGCAGGGGCUAAAAUGGUUGCCUCCAGUGCUACAGAUACUGAUAUCAGGGCGGCCAGUUCACAACUCAGAAUGCCUUGAAGGUUGCUUUUUGCUGGGUGUGAAGGAGGAAAGGCACUCUCCUCUCUAUUAUAAAUGCCAUCAUGAAAAGUCCUCACUUCUGGCACUGGGCACUGAAAGGGGGGGGGGGAGGAGGGAUGACUUGGCAGUUGGCUGAGGGUGCUGUCACCUUGUGUGAGCUGUGCAAAAUGUGAUGGCGGUGGACUGUAUCGUGCCCUAUGGAUCAUAGUAUUCACCUAUGAACUAGACAAUGCUGAAGCCGUUUCCAUGCUGCAAAAGUAAUGCUGUAAUUACAGUCUUUUCGACUGCUGAAAAGGCCUUAGGAACUUUUUCAUCCAAAGGGGUAGCUGUGUUAGCUGUUAGCAAAAACAACAGAGUCUUGUGGUACUUUACAAACUAGCUAAUUUAUUAAAGCACAAGCUUUCAUGGACUAGAAUCAACAAAAGCUUAUGCCCACAAUAUAUUUAUUUGCUCUUGAGGCGCCACAAGGGUCUUUUGUUGUUUUAUCUAGCAAUUCUACACUCACAUUAGUGAAGAUUGGUCAAUAUAUAUCAACUAAAGAUCCAGAAAACGUUUGGGGUUUUAGUAGAAGUCCUGCAUCCACUGCCUUAACGGUGGAAAAGAGAACAUAUAUUUCUCUUCUUCUAGAGAUACUUUGCAGGUGGCUUAGCACUCAGUGCCCUUCUGUGUAUACUCUGCAAGGGGCAGUAGUGUCCCAAGCUUAGCCAGAAUAUUAUUAAAGGAGUCCUAUUGUUUAUGGAAGGAAAGUUGGUGGCAAAUAUCUCCAGUCCUGAAACUGCUUACUCUGAGAGAGUCCCUCCAGCUUUAACUGGGAAGUACAUGGUUUGAUAGUGAAACCAAUCAUUUACAUCUGUUGAAUAUUGAUCGGUCACUCUCAAAAGAUCUGGAGGUGUGACUCUCUUUUGAUAAGCCCUAAAAAGAGUGGAUGCUUAUCUGAAGCAUCUCCAGUUCUUUUGAGGUUUAACUUUUCUAUACCCUUUCCCGACCUCAAAGCUCUUUCCAGUGGAGCUACAUUAAAUAUAUUAUUUCUCAGAGAGAAAAAUGUAUACUUUAUAUAAUGUAUCUUUAUACGAUCAUAUUUUUACAGCUUCUCUAGAAGAUUUUAACCAGGAUAGGACUCCUUUAUUAAAAAAUAUUGGCAGAUUUCUAGUUGAAUAAACUUCGUAUGUAGAAAACUGAAUUUGAUAAACUUUAUGAAGUUUUAGAAUUUGAAGUUUCAAUUCCUUCUGGAGUGUUCUGUUGUCAGUAUUAUACAUAUAUAUAAUUAAUUUUCAAUAUUAAAUUGGUUAAAAUUUUUAGACUUUAUGUUCUGAACAAAAGUUGGCUUUUGGGACAUGGGGGUAGUAGACAAAGGAAAUUAAAUUAAAUUUCUAGUUUUUCAAUAGUAAAGUGACUUGUAUCACUUUAUCUGUUUCUAAGGUCUCUGAAUGUAUGGCGAUUCCCUGAUUUUAGCCUACCCCAAACCAGCAGGAAGUAUUUCAAAUAUCUCCACUAAAAUUAACUGUGCUGAAUAAAGGGGUCCACAGACCAUAUCUGUGGACCUGCCUGACAAUGUACUUUCUCUUUUAUGGUCUGAUAUUUACUCCAUCAUAUUUCCAUUUUCCUUGGAAUUGAAACAGGGAGGAAGCUCAUAAAUGAAACCACACAUUUUUUUUCCAGCUCAGGCUGCAACUAUUGUAUUUAUGAAUGUGGCAAGCUAAACUUUCUGAGUAAUCAAUAAUUGCUACACUGUAUAUACCAGAAUACACCUGAAGAGUGUGUGUGUGUGUGUGUGUGUGUGUAAAAUCUGGUUCCAUCCUACAUGCUAUCAUUUUAUGACUGGUGUCAACAUGACAAUGCCAAACAAAAUACACCAUGCAAGGCACAGUACCAGAAAUAUCAUUAAUAUCGGAUAGCUUAAUUAAUCUUUAUUACAGUCAAAGACUAGACAACAGAAAUAACAAUAAUAACAGCACCAAGGGACAGAAGCAGUAGACGCAAUCAAAAGUUUCAUAUAUACUUAUUUACAUUAAAAGUAGCACUCCAUAAGUCUAUGAUGCAGAGUCUAAAAUCAGUAUUCAUCAGCUAGCUUGGCUGUCAGAUCAUGUGACCAUCUUUACAUGCUGGACAGCAUCCAGACUUGGUUUCUGAAGAGAAAAGCUACUUCCAUCCAUGGGAGGCUUCUGAUUCAGCAGAGGAAUCCCACCAAUGGAAAAGCAAUUCCAGAAUAUGGUUUUGCUGGUUCUCCCUUCCCCUGCAGUCCCCUUUGCCGCCUCAGAUCUACUCUGGAAGGUUGGAGGACUCUCUGGAACAGCCUGAGAGAUGACACUGAAAUGGCAGGGGGAAGGGAAAACUGGCCAAAAACAAAUGCCUCUCAUCUCUUCCGCUGGCAAGAACAUCCUGAGUGAAACCUGGUUCAGUGGAUGCCACCACUGGUGGGAGAAAACCCUGGAUCCAACCCAUUGUCCCUCUUUCAAUAUCACUGUGUACUCUAUGUUUCAAUAUAACAGCCAAGACAUUUGUUGGCCAAUGUUUGCAUCUUCGUGUGGAUGCGUACACAUCCCUAUUGGAAUUGGUCCAAAGUCCAUUACAAUCCUGGAUUUUCCGACGUGUUUGUGAGGUCUGCAAUUACACUGCCAGUCUUUGAGAUUUUUUUCACCCUGCCUUGCAAGGCAAACUUAAGUCAGGUGGGCACUUGCAUGCACAUCAUUUUUUUUUUACUCCUUGUUUUUGUAUUGGGAGGUAAUUAUUGUCCUGCUGCAAAGUAGCUUUAAGUCUAUCUCCAAACAAUUCACAGAGGUAAUUCACCUCUGAAAGAGACUCUAUGAGGGAGGUCAUGGAAAGCCUAAGUGUAAUGUGGAGGUCCGAAGUGGUACAUAAGGGGUCCCUGAGUGCUCGGUUGUGUCCAAUGUGAUGCUAAAACCAUUUCCGUUUUCAACAACAGAUGCCUAUGCCAUAUCACAAUUAGCUUUUGAAAGUCCCCCUUCAUUUCAAAAGUGACUUGCCAUAAAACACUGGAGGCUGCUACCUGAGAAACACAAGCCCAAAGCCUUCUUGGGGGCAUGGAACUAGUUGCGCUGUGCUUUGGAUCCUGGCCAAUGUAAACAGCUGGCAACUAAUAAAGAAUAAACAUAAUUCUCCACUGGAACGAAUCCUGCAAAAACCAUAAUGCAUGAACAAACCUCUUCUUUCUUUUGUUUUGCUCAGACCUGUAUUGGAAAAGACACUGUCCUGGUCUGUCACUUUCUAGUGGCCUUUAAAAACACAGAAACAUGUUACAUUGCAAAUGGAUUCCUUUCUGAGUGAAUGCUAAAAUUUUUUCAAAGACAAACUCCCUUUAUGAAGGGUAUCCAGCAUCAAAGAAAUAAAUGUCGAUUGUAUUCACCAAAGUCUCUGAUGGCUGUUUAGAAGCUUACUUUUGAAAACCAACAAAAUAGACAAAACAAAUAAAAAAACAUAAAAAUACAAUUGAAUUGCCUUUGAACGUAGGAGAUGACUGUCUCCACACAGAUAAAAUUGCUUCUUAAAAUGUGUAUGUUUUGUAUUCUUUUUUUCUAGUAGGAAAAGAACUGACUUGAAAUCUUGGUGUUUUUUUCUUAGUGUUGUGUGUUGCUUUUGUGUGUAAUAAUAUUUGAAUGUAAUGACAGCAGUGCCAAUUUGCCAAAGAUGUCGAACACUUUGUUUUGUUUAAUUUUGUUUUGGGUUUUGGGAUGUUUUUGUUUGAUUUUUUUUUAGCUGGGUGGGUGUUUAAGGUGUGGGUCAAAGGGAGGGGUGUUUGGGGAAUAAGUUGAUUUCUUUUUGCUUUUGUUCUCAAUUUUCUUGUCAAUACUGGACUGUGAUUUUUAUUCUAAGUUAAAUGGUUGACUGCAAACAUUUUAUUUUAGAUUAGUUGAAGAAACAUGCAAUAAGAUUGGCGUAGUUUCAAUAUCUGUGUGUCUUUUCAUGAGAGUGACUGUUACUUGUGGACAUUUUGAUUUUAUGUAACCUUUAUGUGAGAUAAUUAUUUGUAAAUAUUUACCAUAAUUUUAUUGGUUCCAAAAAUAAAAAUAAUUUUUUUAAGUUCAAA
Molecule: messenger RNA, 14410 nt
Organism: Podarcis muralis (Common wall lizard)
Lineage: Eukaryota; Metazoa; Chordata; Lepidosauria; Squamata; Lacertidae
Gene: PAX5
Product: paired box 5
Biological process (GO): regulation of transcription by RNA polymerase II; anatomical structure development
Molecular function (GO): DNA-binding transcription factor activity, RNA polymerase II-specific; RNA polymerase II cis-regulatory region sequence-specific DNA binding
Source: RefSeq, a predicted model, not a curated record